AAGCAAUUAAGACUUGUCAACAUGAAAAAAGUGACUCAAAGUAUUUAGUUUGUUAAAAGUAUUUCAUAAGUGAGGUGCAAUAUUUUAAAAUAUUAUUAAAAGAAAUAUGGAACACAAGUGGAUUAAUUGUGCUAAUGGAGCUGUACCCUCUUUGGCUGUAGUAGCUGGUCAUGAUUCCGAUGGUGAUGCCAUUUAUAUAGGUCGUGCUGAGUACUCUGGCGAUCUUUUACCCGCUAAAGUUAUACCCAAUAAAGGUAAAGCUUACGUGUCUUUUGGUGGCCAAGAAGUGGAAGUUGAUACUUAUGAGGUAUUGAGUGGUUUACGUUAUCAGUGGAUUCCUGCUGCUAAUGGUGAUGUACCACCCGCUGCCGUUAAAGUAGGCCGUGCUGCUGAUGGUGACUUUUUAUAUGCUGGCCGUGGUCAUCAUGAAGGUAGUUUGACAGUGGGCAAAGUUCAUCCUUCCCACGGUUGCUUGUACAUACCCUAUGGCGAAGCCGAAGUUAAACUUUCGGAAUAUGAAGUGUUGACCCAACCCGAUCAAUGGAUUGCCGCAACUGCCGAUUCUAUGCCCGAAGAUGCUUUAGAGGGUGGCCGUGAUGCUGAUGGUGAUCCGAUUUAUGUGGGACGUGUUUUUAAAGACGGCGAUCUUAUGCCUGCUAAAGUUAUACCCAAUAAAGGUGGUGCCUAUGUUGCCUAUGACAGUGAAGAGCAUAAAGUGGAAAAUUUCCAAGUUUUAGCUGGUGCUGGUUUUAUGUGGACUCACUGUGAUAAUGGUAAUAUUGUACCGGGUGCUGUGCCAGCUGGCAAUACUUGUGAUGGUGAAACUUUAUAUAUUGGUCGUGCUGAACAUGAGGGUAGUAUUUGCGUGGGCAAGAUACAUCCUUCGCAUGGUUGUUUAUAUUUGCCCUAUGGCGGUGGUGAGGUCAAGGUGGAAUCGUAUGAAAUUUUAGUUAGAGUUUAAGGUAUUAAAUUUAUGGUUUUGUAUAUUUUUACGUAUUAGAUAUGAAUAUAAAUAAAGUAUAAAGUGUUUUACAUUAA
This is a messenger RNA of Lucilia sericata (common green bottle fly), 1038 nucleotides long. RefSeq lists its product as uncharacterized. NCBI's taxonomy places the organism in Eukaryota, Metazoa, Arthropoda, Insecta, Diptera, Calliphoridae. The record is from RefSeq and is a predicted model, not a curated record. The transcript is spliced from 2 exons. The coding region runs from base 107 to 961 and encodes 284 amino acids.